UAUUAAUCUAUGGGGAGACAUGACAACUCAGAUUGAAGAAAUAGGAGGAACAAUUGAAAGACGAUUGAAUGAGCCUGGAGUAUCAGUAGAUGAGUCAUCUGAAUCAUCAUUGAAAAAGGCAUUUUCAGAUCUUUGUCAUGCAUGUCGAAUUGGGGAUAGGGAUGUUGUGGAAAUUUUACUUUCGAUACCGAAUUUAGAUAUUAAUCAAAUGGAUGAUUUUAAUUAUUCACCUUUAAUUUUACUGUCAUUAUGUGGUCAUAUGGAUGUUGUAGAAUUAUUACUUUCUCGUGGAGCAAUAUGUGAUAGAGAUACUUUUGAAGGUGCUCGUUGUAUUUAUGGAGCUUUAACAGAUGAAAUUAGAGAUUUAUUAAUAAGUUUUGAUAUUUCAAAAGCAGUAGAUUUAGAUCAACCAUUUGCAAGUCAUGUAUCUUCACUUUUAAUAACAUCAAAUGAAGUAAUUACUAAAGAUAUUAUAUUCCGAUUUGGAGAUAAAUAUCUAAAAUUAAAUCGUUUCAUGUUAUCAGCUAGAUCACCUCAUUUUCAAGAGAAAAUUAUUAAUGAUUGGAAAUAUAAAUCUAUAAUUGAUUUUCCUGAAGAUAAUUUUAAAUCUUUUAAAGUAAUUGCUGAUUAUAUAUAUGUUAGAGCUGAUGGGAUUUCAAUUGGUUCAAGAGAAAAUCAUGAUGAAGUAAUAAGAAUUGCUAAACAAUUUCAAUUAACUGAUUUAAUUAGUAGUAUUGAACAAUUAAAAGAUGCAUGCAACACUAAGGAAAGAACAAAAAUAAUGUAUGAUAUUUCUUUUAGAUUAGUUGAAAGGGCUAGGUCUGGGUUAGACGAUUUCUUACAAAAACAUAUACUAGGGGGGAAAUUAGUUGUUGAAAUUGAAAUACCUGACGAAGAAACACUUGAAGAAUUAGAUUGUACAAAAUAUAUUUCAGAUGUUCAAAAGAAAAAAUUAUUAGAAACUUCAGCUAUUCCAGAUAUUAUUCUUGCUUCAAUUGAUUAUGAUACUGAAUCGAUUACUUAUUAUCCUGUAAAUAAAGCAAUAAUAGCGAGAUCAGAAUACUUUGAUACUAUGUUUAAAUCUGAAAUAUUCUUAGAAGCCAAUCGAGAAUUACCAUUAGUAUCUCCAAAUAAACAGGAUGAAUUUGGUGAUGUAAUAAAGCGUGAAUCUUUAGUACCAGAUGAUAUUUCAAUAAUUAGAAUUUCUACUGCAUCAGCCAGUUCAGAAGUAGCUGAAAUGAUUUUAUCUUUCUUAUAUCAUGAUAAUAUACUAUAUAUCCCACUUCGAUUAACAGUGGAAUUAUUAUUUGUGGCAGAUGAAUUAUUCUUGGAUAGGUUAAAGACAAUGUGUGCAGUAAAUAUAUCUUCAAAUUUUGAUAAAUUUAAUCAAGAAGAAUUCUUUGGUAUAGAAAAAGAUGUCGGAUACAAUGUUUAUGAUUUAGUGCGAGUUUCCUGGAAGACAAGAUGUGCUAAAUUAGAACAUCAUACUUCUAAGAUGCUUGCCUAUAAUUUAGAGCAUAUUUAUGAAGAUGCUAAACAAAGAAAGGCAUUUUCGGCAUUAAUUAAAGAAUCAGCUGAUCGAAUUGAAGAAAGACAUGAAACUGAUACAAUUGAACUUAUUGAUGAUAUAAGAUAUUAUUUAUCAAAGAAAUAUGCUAUAGGAGAAGAUUUUGAAGAACUUGACCCUGUUAGAGCAUUUAUGAAGGGUGAACAACUGAUUGAUACGGUUGAUUAUAAACGAGAAGAAUUAAGACUUUAUAAGAAUUCCAGAAUAAGUUAUGAACGAGAUAUUGAUAGAAUUGAUGCAUUAUUGGAUGGUUUACAAUUAGAUGCAUAAAUUAUUUUAUAUAGGUUAGGUUGCAAAAUUUAUUUAUUUAUCUAUCUAUCUAUCGUGUGUCACGGGGUGUGAGGUCACGUUCCUCGAGCCCAUCUCUGCUUCUGAAAAAAAAUUAUUAUAUCGAUCUCAUUACUAUGUAUAGU
This is a messenger RNA of Scheffersomyces amazonensis, 1980 nucleotides long. RefSeq lists its product as uncharacterized. Lineage: Eukaryota; Fungi; Ascomycota; Pichiomycetes; Serinales; Debaryomycetaceae. The transcript has a single exon. Bases 20 to 1837 code for a protein of 605 amino acids. Gene Ontology annotation, cellular component: ubiquitin ligase complex; cytoplasm. Gene Ontology annotation, molecular function: protein binding. The record is from RefSeq and is a predicted model, not a curated record.